Cylicocyclus nassatus is the source of this 4904-nucleotide messenger RNA. The record is from the annotation of a GenBank genome assembly. Lineage: Eukaryota; Metazoa; Nematoda; Chromadorea; Rhabditida; Strongylidae.
GUUCCAGCCGGGUGCGUUUUAAUGCUAAUUCUGUACUAGCGACUGACACUUCAUUAAUAACUUAAUCGGUUUGUAUUUCUUGGAUGGAGUUUAAUGUAUCCAAAACCCUAGCCGGACUAGACGCCUUUUGUGGAGAUCGCUUCUGGGAUAACUCAUUAUGGCAAAAAAGUUACCCGACUUUAACCCGAUGUUUUCAACAUACGACCUUAGUAUGGAUCCCAUGUCUGUUUCUAUUCUGCAUUUCUCCGAUACUUACGGCUCAAAUAACAUACGGCAGAGGUUUGCCGCUUCCUUGGACCAGAAGGCUCAUAUUAAGAUUGGUAUUUUCUAUAUUUCUUGCUUGUGAUGCGUUAUUUCUGUUUGCGACUUCGUUUAUGAAGGCAGCUACUGUCCGAAUUCCCCAUGCUGUUGAAUUUGUUUAUCCUCUCAUGUUAUUUCUAGCCAUGGUUCUGCACACUCUUUUCAUAUACGGUUGUCGACGGUGCGGUAAAUUGACUUCCGGCGGUUUGUUCCUCUCUUGGUUGUUGUUCACGGUUUGCGGUUUUCCCGAAAUGGUUUAUUGGCUACAUGCGACCUGGAACUUGAAGGAUCAUCGUGAUGUAAUGUUUUCGCAGUAUCUUGCGCAUAUGGUUUGGUGGCCGACUUGUUUAGUCGAGUUGAUACUGCAUUGUUUCGCUGAUACUCCGCCUAUUUCAUCCAAAAUCUUCGAUAAAGACAAGGUCACCUCACCUGAAGUUACGUCGUCGUUCAUCAAUCGCAUGACGAUGUGGUGGUUUAAUGACAUCUGCCGAAUAGGGGUGGAAAAACCAUUGGAGCCCUCGGAUCUGUAUUCGUUGAAUGAUGGCGACUCUUCAGCUGUAUUAGUACCGAGAUGGACAAAAUUGUGGGAGAGAAAGAUGAGAGAAUACAAUCAGCGUUGCGCCCAGAUGGCUGCACAUAAUGCUGACAGACCUAGGAAUGGGCCUUUUCAGGCCGACACCACACCACUCUUGACAGAUGGUGGUGAUCAGGACAGUGUUUUUGAACACGAUGAUGUACCUACCCCAAACCUGACAUCGCGAGUGAGCCCACCAUCAAUCAUAUAUUGCUUGUUUCUGCUUUUUAAAUGGGAAAUAACUACUGCAAUGUUUACGAAGGCUAUCUCCGAUCUCUUGCAGUUUUGCAAUCCUCUGCUGCUCAGAUCUCUUAUUCGAUUUACGGAAAGUCCGGAAAGACCUCUUUGGGAGGGGAUUAUACUUGCUCUGACUAUGUUUGCUACCUCUGAACUAUCGUCUUUGAUGCAGUCGCAUUAUUAUUACCUCAUGUAUAGAGUGGGUACAAGAGUACAGACAUGCUUAACAGCAGCUGUUUACAGAAAGACUUUGAGGCUUUCUAAUGCAGCGCGACGGUCAAAGACUAUCUCACCUCAAACCAUGCAAUACUGGAGCAACCCCCUGCAGAUUGGCCUUGCAUUGUUCUUUCUGUGGCAUCAGAUUGGAAUCGCUGUACUCAGUGGAGUAGCUGUUAUGAUGAUGCUUUUCCCUAUCAAUUUUCUAAUCACUAUGCUUAUACGAAAAUGUCAAAUCCAACAGAUGUGGUACAAGGAUGAGCGCACGAAGAUGGUCAACGAAGUUUUGAACGGGAUCAAGGUGAUUAAACUGUACGCUUGGGAGAUACCCAUGGAGAAGGUCAUCAUUGAAUUACGUGAAAAAGAGCUGAGCCUUAUCCGCAGAGCUGCUUUGCUACGAACGCUUUCGGAUAUGUUCAACUCAGCUUCUCCAUUUUUGGUUGCUUUAUCCACCUUCAGUACUUUCAUCAUACUUGAUCAAAAAAAUGUUUUGACUCCUGAGAUCGCUUUUGUUUCUCUCACAUUGUUCAACCAGCUGCGAACUCCCAUGUCACAAGUGGCGGAAAUGAUUACUCAAACAGUGCAGAUUAUUGUAUCUAACCGGCGACUUACCGAGUUUCUGGUAUCGGAAGAACUGUCACCUAUGUGUGUCGAUAGUGCUGCUAGAGACAAUAAUGAAGUCAUCAAGAUCUCUGACUCAUCGUUGGCUUGGGAUAAGAAUGAACCGCAAGCAGCUCUCACCAAUCUCAAUUUCACUGUCAAGAAAGGGCAGCUUGUUACUGUAGUUGGACGUGUUGGUCACGGAAAGAGCUCUUUGUUGCAGGCAUUGUUGGGAGAGAUGGACAGGCUAGAAGGUUACAUUGGACUCACUGGCCGCGUGUCAUACGUUCCGCAACAACCUUGGAUGCAGAAUCAGACUAUACGAAGAAAUAUAACUUUUGGGAAAAAAUUCGAUGAGUACUUCUACAAUCGUGUGCUAGAUGCUUGUGCACUUUACCCAGAUCUCCAAAUGCUGCCGAUGGGCGACAUGACGGAAAUUGGUGAGAAGGGAAUCAACUUGUCGGGAGGACAGAAGGCGCGAAUAUCUUUAGCUCGUGCUGUGUAUCAAAACCACGAUGUUUACCUACUCGAUGACCCAAUGAGUGCUGUAGAUUCGCAUGUCGGGGCUCAGCUAUUUUCCUCAGUCAUCGGACCAGAGGGAAUGUUGAGAAACAAAACUAGAGUACUUGUAACGAACGAGUUAGCGUUUCUUAAACAUUCUGAUCUUGUUAUCGUUAUGAAGAAUGGAAUGGUUGAACAUGUGGGUUCCUACCAAGAGUUGAUGCAAUCCGGAGGUUUACAGCCUCUGUUGGAAGAAUGUGAAAGGGAGCAUGAACGAAGAAAAAAGCAGGAAGAGCAGGAUAGUGAUUCUGAAGAAGAAUAUGGCAUGUCCGACUAUGAUGACGUAGUCGGCGAAUCACCCAUCAUUGAUUCAAUCCUCGGUACCUCGUAUAUGUCCACCGUUUCUGGCAUUGUGCGCCGUAUCAGCACAUCAACCAUGAAGCAGCACCAUAAAAGGCAAAGACACCCUACUCUUCGUAGCAAUGUCAAUGUUCUGGCGCCCACAGAUGCAUGCAGACAGCUGACGGUAGCUGAGCAUGUCGAAACCGGCAGGAUCAAGUUUGACAUUUAUCUCAACUACUUUGGUGCUAUGGGAACUACUCUCGCAGUGCUUUUUGUUUUGGGUAUGAUCCUGACGACGAUCUUCUCUAUGGCAAGAAACAUGUGGUUGACUGACUGGUCUGACUACAAUACACGUGUCACGAAUAGCACUAUACGUCGCAGUACAAUUCGAAUGCGCCUUGGGAUCUACGCCGCACUGGGUUUCAGCGAAGUAUUUCUGCUUUUCAUUGGUAUCGUUUCGUUGCUUUUUGGUGGUGUGGCAGCUUCACGAAACCUUCACGCUCCGUUGCUUCAUUCAAUCUUUCGUGCGCCAAUGUCCUUUUUUGAUACAACUCCUUUUGGAAGGAUACUGAAUCGUAUUGGGAAGGACAUCGAAACUGUCGACAUACUUCUUCCACUCAAUGUCCAGUUCUUUAUGCACUGUGUGAUGCAAGUACUUUCCACGUUGGUGAUUGUUAUGAUUUCGACUCCUAUCUUUGGAAUAGCCGUCAUCCCACUCGCCUUCCUGUAUUCGUUGAUAAUGAGAUACUAUAUCGCAACUUCCCGACAGCUCAAAAGGCUGGAAUCUAUAUCUCGGUCGCCGAUUUACAGCCAUCUUGGCGAGAGCAUACAGGGAGCGUCUACCAUUCGCGCUUAUCGUCUCAUGGAGCGCUUUGCCAAGAUAUCUGAACAAAAAGUCGACGCACAUGUUCAGUGUCGUUACUUUGGUUAUGUCGCCAAUCGAUGGAUGUCUGUACGUUUGGAGUUACUGGGAAAUUGUGUUGUGCUAUUUGCUGCUUUAUUCGCUGCACUUACAAGAGCAACAACUACUUCCGGUGUUAUUGGUUUGUCUGUGUCCUACGCACUCAGCAUCACCACUGUCCUCAACCUAGCUGUGCGUCAAAUCAGCAAACUGGAGACAAACAUAGUUUCAGUAGAGCGUAUACGAGAGUACUCUAACACUGUAUCAGAGGCAGCCUGGGAAUCUGAAAUCGAUCAGCGUCCUCCAUCAGAAUGGCCAAGUAAAGGGAACAUUCGGAUAGAAAACUAUUCCUCUCGAUAUCGACCUGGGCUAGAUCUUGUCCUCAAAUCAUUGAAUGCAACUAUAGGGCCCCACGAGAAAGUUGGGAUUGUUGGAAGGACGGGAGCAGGAAAAUCGUCUGUCACGCUCGCGCUGUUCCGUAUGGUAGAACCAGCUGCCGGACGAAUAAUUAUAGAUGGCAUUGACAUUGCUCGAUUAGGACUUCAUGAUUUACGCAGCCAUCUGACGAUUAUCCCCCAGGAUCCAGUGCUUUUCUCCGGAACCCUGCGCUUUAAUUUGGAUCCGUUCCAAACACAUAGCGAUGACGAGAUCUGGCAUGCUUUGGAGUUGGCAAACCUCAAGCCUUUUGCGCAGUCGCAACCGUCGAAGCUAGACCAUGAAAUAACAGAAGGAGGAGAGAAUAUCAGUGUUGGACAAAGGCAGCUGGUAUGUCUAGCACGUGCUUUGUUGAGAAAAACCCGCGUCUUAAUCCUGGACGAAGCCACUGCUGCUGUCGAUAUGGGUACAGAUGCUCUUAUCCAACGCACUAUUCGUAGAGAAUUCUCACAAAGUACGGUUCUUACAAUAGCUCAUCGACUUAACACUAUCAUGGACUAUGACAGGAUCAUAGUACUGCAUGAUGGCCGAAUAUGCGAAUUCGAUAGCCCCUCUAGACUACUCAACAAUAGGAUGUCCGAGUUUUACUCGAUGGCCAAAAAAGCAGGAAUUGUACAGUAGCUGACCUUACCAUCGGAGAUCAAGAAAACAGGCGCGAAGACGAGCGGCGAAGGAGCAUUCCAAAACCUGUGUCGACAUACGGCUAACUCAUCUAUUUAUACGUAUCGCUGGGUUACCACUACCAUUAGCAGUUGGUCAGGAGGAUCGCAUAUAACGAUCUCAAUUGAAUUUGCAUAG